AUGCGCACCCACGAGACCCGCACGGAGGGCGUGCUCGACUGCACAGGCGCGCUCACCGUCCUCGCUACAAAGCUCACCGCUGUGGCGUAUAACUACCAGGACGGGCUCACGCUGCUGGAGGGGAAGGACGAAGGCGCGCAAGCCAAGGACGAGAAGGAGAGGAAGGAGUUGACCGAGGAGCAGAGACGGCGGGAGGAGCGGAUGGAGCGUUCGCGAUUGGAGCGGCGAAAGGCGGCGCUGGUUACCAUGCCGUCGGUGGUGGCGGUGAUGGGGUACCUGUUCUGCCUCGGGCUGCACAUGACGGGCCCCUUCUUCGAGUUCACCACCUACCAUCACUGGACCCAACGACAAGGGUCUGCGCGUUCCCUCCUGCCCAUCCCCGUCCGUCCUCACCACCUGCAGAUCUGGUCCGCGGGUGUCAAGCAGCCGCCCAUCCGCGCGCCAUUCUGCCGCGCGUUCAUCCAGGGCGUGCUCUCAGCGCUCGUCUUCCUGCUCGUGUCCCCCUCGCUCGACCUCACUCAAAUCAGCAACCUACACAAGAACCGCGCCCACCCCGUCCACGUGCGCUGGCUCGUGGCGCACCACGCGUGCAUCGUGUGGCGCUUCCGCGCGUACAUCGUGUGGAGCAUCACCGAGGCCGCCAUGAUCACCGCCGGGCUCGGCUUCACCGGCUGGGAGACCCCCACGGGGGACCCUGGGAAGGGCGGGGACGUGAAGUUGAACGGGGGGAAACUGGAGGGGGCAAAGGGGAAUGGGAAGGGCGGUGGGGAUGGGGAUGUGGGAAAGCAGGAGGGUGAUAGGACGUGUGCGGCGCCUGCAGGGGAGGGGAAGGCGCUGUGGAGCCGGGCUCGCAACGUGGACAUCCUGGGGCUUCCCGUCGCCCUCAUUCCAUCUUCCCGUCGCCCUCAUUCCAUCUUCCCGUCGCCCUCAUUCCAUCUUCCCGUCGCCCUCAUUCCAUCUUCCCGUCGCCCUCAUUCCAUCUUCCCGUCGCCCUCAUUCCAUCUUCCCGUCGCCCUCAUUUCCCGUCCCGUCGCCCUCGUUUCCCUUCCCGUCGCCCUCAUUUCCCUUCCCGACGCCCCCAUUUCCCUUCCCGUCGCCCUCAAUUCCCUUCCCGUCGCACUCAUUUCCCGACCCGGCGCACUUAUUUCCCUUCCCGUCGCCCUCAUUUCCCGUCCCGUCGCCCUCAUUUCCCUUCCCGUCGCACUCAUUUCCCUUCCCGUCGCCCUCAUUUCCCUUCCCGUCACCCCCCAUUACCCUUCCCGUCGCAAACAUUACCCUUCCCGUCGCCCUCAUUUCCCUUCCCGUCGCACUCAUUUCCCUCGAGUCCUCCCUCCCCCUCAUCCGCCCUUCCUCCACCUCUCCAUCCUCUCAUCCUCCCUUCAUCUCAUCCUCCCUUCCUCUUAUCCGCCCUUCCUCUCAUCCUCCUUUCCUCUCAUCCACCCUUCCUCUCAUCCUCCCUUCUCUCAUCCUGUCUCCCUCUCAUCCUCUCUCCCUCUCAUCCGCCCUGCGUCUCGACCUUCCUUCCUCUCGUCCUCCCUCCCCGUCUUCCGCCCUCCCCCUCAUCCGCCCUCCCUCUCAUCCUCCCUUCAUCUCAUCCUCCCUUCCUCUUAUCCGCCCUUCCUCUCAUCCUCCUUUCCUCUCAUCCUCCCGCCCUCUCAUCCGCCCUUCUCUCAUCCUCUCGCCCUCUCAUCCGCCCUCCCUCUCAUCCUCCCUUCAUCUCAUCCUCCCUUCAUCUCAUCCACCCAUACUCUCAUCCUCCCUUCCUCUCAUCCUCCCUUCCUCUCAUCCUCCUCUCCUCUCAUCCUACCCUUCCUCACAUCCUCUCUUCCUCUCAUCCUCCCUUCCUCUCAUCCGCCCUUCUCUCUCUCAUCCUCCCGCCCUCUCAUCCGCCCUUCUCUCAAGGGCUCGCCCUCUCAUCCUCUCUCCCUCUCAUCCUCUCUCCAUCUCAUCCUCCCUUCAUGA
Closterium sp. Naga37s-1 is the source of this 1962-nucleotide messenger RNA. The record is from the annotation of a GenBank genome assembly. NCBI's taxonomy places the organism in Eukaryota, Viridiplantae, Streptophyta, Zygnematophyceae, Desmidiales, Closteriaceae.